AUGGAGUGCCUCCGAGAUUCUUUUUACGACGGUCUCGUCCUCGAUGGCCGUUUCGAGACAGUCUCCCCCCUCAACCAUGGAUCCUUUGGUAUGGUCUUCAUGGCCAACGAUUUGACCAAUGGCGAUUUCGUUGCCAUCAAGUGUUUAACCAAGAAGUCUGCCAGCGAAGACAUGGAUUUUGCUUUUGCCAUUGACGAAAAAUCAGAAGAGCUCGCCUGUCAUGCACGUCUCGGUUCGCACCCCAACAUUGUCAACUUGAUCCAUUCUUUCGAGACCGAUGCCCACGUCUACAUUGUCCUCGAGUUCUGCUCCCGCGGGGAUCUAUACGAGGCCAUCAGAACCGGAACCGGCCCUUUGGAGACGGAGCGUGUCCGACAAUUCAUGCUUCAACUCGUUGACGCUGUUGCUUACAUUCACAGCAAGGGGAUGUACCAUCGUGAUAUCAAGCCAGAGAAUAUCUUCCUUACCCAGGCUGGUGAGAUGAAAUUGGGAGAUUUUGGUCUGGCUACCUCGGAAGAAUGGACAUACGAGACUACUGUUGGCAGUGAUCGUUACAUGUCUCCUGAGCAAUAUGAUUCUGCUGGUGCCGGAUAUUCUCCAGCUCAAGCCGAUAUUUGGGCCGUUGGCAUCUGUUUGCUCAACAUUCUCUUCUCACGCAAUCCAUUCACAACUCCUACCGAGUCCGAUCCUCUUUUCUUGGACUUCACUCGCGAUAAGCAAUCUCUCUUCGACGUCUUCCCAACAAUGUCACAAGAUACGUAUGAGGUUAUUGCUCAGUGCAUGAGCUUGGAUCCACGUAAACGUUCCCUCAGCGGUGUCCGCAAGGCACUGGAGCGUUUGGUUAGUUUCACAACUUUCGAUGAGAGCUUGGACGACUUUGACUCCGCCGAGCGACGAGUCAUUGCCAGCUCCAACCGUGAGCCUCUACGAACUCCAUCCAUCCAGAGUCCCCAGAUGGAUCAAGGUUCCUUCCCAUGGGCCAAGGCAUUACACGCCAGUCCACCACAACCGAUUCGCCAACUUUCUGCCAUUGCCGAUGACGAAAGCUUCUACGAUGACGAAGACCUCUUCCCAGCUUCAGAACAAAGCAACAAAGACUGGUUCUCAAUUCGUCAACAAACACCUUCCUUGGCAUCGGUACUUGAUUCUUCCUUUGGUGUCUCGAUGCAGUCUAUGGCCAUCAGACGCCCCAUGAAGAGUGGUCCACCUCGUGCAAAUCCUUCCACUAUGUCUGGCUCAUUGCCGAUCACUAUGUCCAAGCCAAAGCCUUUACCAUCGAUGGCUUCCAUCUUUGGCAAAAAGAGUGACGUGGUAUCCAAGAGCUGGAGCGAUUUGUGGGACGAGGAUGAAGAGGAAGAAGAAGAAGUUGAGAGACAACUCAUGGCUCGUCAAAUGGCCAACUCGAGGACCUGGAGCCACGAGAGCAAAACAGAAGAUGAUAGGACAGUUCGGGCACCAUUAGAGCCAAAAAGCUCUUCCUAUGUAAAUAUUCAAAAGCCCACACUUGUUACUUCCGACAUCGAUGGGGAUAUCGUGGCAGAUGGUUUUUUCUUCCACGAGGCCCCUCACAAAACUGUCACACCUACGCCCGCUCGUUAUUCACCUCCCUCAAAACGCAACGCUUUCGACAAGUGGUCUGCGCUCGGUGCUGCACGUCGCAAGGCACACACCGGAACAUCCGAAUCAGAAAAAUCACCAGAACCCUUCAAAGUACGGCGCAAUGUUGGAUUAGGCUUCACUGGGUUUGGGGCUGGAGUUUGGGAUACUAAGAUCAGUACUGCUACCAAAGAGAGGGGGCAUGGUGGAGGAUGCCCCUGGGUAAAGGAUAAGGAUAGGGUUCGAGAGUGUGGUCAUCAUCGCCUCGGAGACCUUGAGUGGGUUGGAGGGUUCGCCGACCUCCACUUGUAG
Molecule: messenger RNA, 1908 nt
Organism: Hymenoscyphus albidus
Lineage: Eukaryota; Fungi; Ascomycota; Leotiomycetes; Helotiales; Helotiaceae
Source: the annotation of a GenBank genome assembly